Molecule: messenger RNA, 1670 nt
Organism: Hordeum vulgare subsp. vulgare (domesticated barley)
Lineage: Eukaryota; Viridiplantae; Streptophyta; Magnoliopsida; Poales; Poaceae
Exons: 7
Coding region: 399-1310 (303 amino acids)
Source: RefSeq, a predicted model, not a curated record
CAGCAGAUUAGGAAUCCGGGCCCUCCCCCCUCCUUUGCCCCCUUUCUCCCCCCUCCACACCCACACCACACCACUUGCUCCGUCGCUCCUCCCCUUUCUUCUUCCCAGCCCCUCGCACAGCCAACAAGACCGGAUCGAUCAGCCGGACCUCCCCCCUGCGACUCCACCGCCCUACAGCCGCCGCCGCGCAGUCUCAUCGCCGACGCCUCGCCCCCGCCUCUCACGCCCGUUGCCGGUCCCGCUCUUCCCCGCCGCCGGGACGCCGCGCUCGCUCCUGCUGUCUACUCCCCGCACCGUCCCAGCCUCUGCCCGUCGGGUUCUGAGGGAGAGCGGAAGGGGCCGAGGAGGGGAUUCGGGCAGAGGAGCAGCAGCGAGCCCCGGCGGCCGGCGGCGGCGACAUGUCGGGGGAGGACGUCCGCAAGGUCUCUCGCCAGGACAUACAGCUCGUCCAGAAUCUCAUCGAGCGCUGUCUCCAGCUGUAUAUGAACCAGAAAGAGGUGAUUGAUACCCUCUCCCUUGAGGCCAAGAUAGAACCCAGCUUUACUGAACUUGUUUGGCAAAAACUUGAGGAAGAGAACCGUGAAUUUUUUAAGGCAUACUAUGUGAGGCUGAUGCUUAAGAAUCAAAUAACGGCCUUCAACAAGCUUCUUCAGGAUCAGUUCCAGCUUAUGAACAAAGACUAUUCUUCAGGGAUCCCUUCUAUGCCUCUUACUAAUGGCUCCAACUCAACAACAUUGAAGCAAAACUCAUGCUUUUUACCAGAGUCCGGUCCCAUGUCUGCAAUGCCAAAUGGUGCGAUGCACAACGGAAGUUCAGGUGGUUUAGUAAAUGGUACAUCAUCUGGUGAUCAGUCAAUUUAUGGUGGUAAAGACAUUCACGGUCCUCGUAGUGGUAUGGAUGCUUCAACCAGCGUGCUACCAGCCCAGAAUGCAUCUGCUCUGCUGUAUGGUGCAGAUAAUAAUGGUACAACAAUAAAGACAGAGUCAAGCUAUUCGAGCAACGCUGAUUUUGCUUUCUGUGGGAAUGCUUUCCUUGAAUCAUGCCAAUCAAUUGGUGAUGCCUCGGGUGGUUCCUUUAGCAGCUCAGAGUUGAACGGACAACCACUGAAUGAUGCACUUUUGGAUAUGGAGUCAUCGUCAUUUGGCUUCUUGAGCCAGAUUCCCCGGAAUUUCAGUUUUUCAGACUUAACAGAGGGGUUCAACCAAAAUACAGAAGUAUUGGACAAUUAUAGCAGGUCACCAUUUCUCUCAUCUGAGCCAAAUAACUUCUCAGAUUCUACAGGUGGAGAACAUACAGGUAAGCGUGUAUGACUUUUGCCUUAAUCACGUCUCAUGCUGUGCCUGCAGGCUGAGCAGCUACCCACCGUUUUGUACAUAUUCAUGGAGAACUUGAGCAACUUUCAUGUUAGCAUUUUCCCUUGUUAGUUCCAAUGUCUUGUAAUGUAACAGUAUGGGAUGAGUUGUAACUUGAUGGGAACAUGCAGUAGUUCUGCCCCCCGGUUGCUUGCCGAAGGUAUUGUAGUUGUGCCUGCCUUGUACAUUGAUGUUGUGGCUGUAAGAUCCGCCAUUAGUCGCUGUGAUGUUUAAUUUGCCGAAGGUAUUGUAGUUGUGCCUGCCUUGUACAUUGAUGUUGUGGCUGUAAGAUCCGCCAUUAGUCGAUGUGAUGUUUAA